Messenger RNA from Microdochium trichocladiopsis, 912 nucleotides. RefSeq lists its product as uncharacterized. NCBI's taxonomy places the organism in Eukaryota, Fungi, Ascomycota, Sordariomycetes, Xylariales, Microdochiaceae. The record is from RefSeq and is a predicted model, not a curated record. Bases 162 to 911 code for a protein of 249 amino acids. The transcript is spliced from 2 exons.
CCCUCAAUACCCUCAAAGAUACUCUGUUGCAGCAUGAACAACUUUGGCAACCUUGCCGCAUUCAGCCACGCUGAGUAUGCGUCCAACCCUCUCUACCAGCGCUACGUCGAUGCGGCGUUUCUGCAAGCCCGUGCGAGGGGCGCGGCCGCUGCGUUCGACGCAUGGGUUCCACUUGGGACGGUGCGCCAGCAGCAUCACCACCCUUGUCACCACCCAUGUCACCAUCCAUGUCCAUUCGACGCAGACCUGUGGCUGUCCCCGUCCCAGGGCCAGCAGGAGAUAGGGCCUCGCCGGCGCCGGUGGCCGAGCGCUCUCGUCCUGCGUUUCCAGACACGGAUAUGCCAACGCAGGAUGCAAUCCAUGGCGCCCUGCGGUGCGAAUGCAGCACCAUCGAUGCUUUCGAGCAGGUGCUGCUGAACAUGCAUCGUGACACCGGCGCUGUAAUCCUCAACGAGCCGCCGCGUUUCUCCAAGUGCGCAACCUGGCUUGACCACGGCCGCCCGGUGCCCCAGCCGGAGAUGCUCUUCACCGACCGUUUCGGCAUCACGAUGAACGGCCUGUCGCAGACGCACCAAUGCGAGGCAGUAGGGGAGCACCUCAUCUACGAAGGCCACCACGCCGAGAUGGGUGGGUACAACGCGCGCUUGGCCUCGCACGGCAUCACUUACCAAGACUACCGCAACUUCGUUGCCGGGUUUCUCGCCAUCGUACAGGCCGGUGACUUGUGGAAUUGGUUUAGACAGCAGGACAUGAAAACAUACUGUCACGACGUCACAAGCAACCUGCGCGCGCGCGGCGUGCCGGUGGUCAUCAAGUACAAGUAUCGGAACCGUGGACACAAGGACGGCGAUGACUUUUCGAUUCGCCAUCACCCUUUGCAGCUGCCUUUGCGCGGCGUGCGCCCUUCUUAAC